AUGAGUUCUUAUUUUCUAAACUCGUUCGCAGGGCGCUAUCCAAAUGGCUCCGACUAUCAGUUGCUAAAUUAUGGGACUAACGGCGCUAUGAACGCUUCGUACAGGGACACCGCAACCAUGCAUUCAGGCUCCUUCGGUUAUAACUACAAUGGAAUGGACCUAAGUGUAAAUCGCUCAAACGGCAAUGGGCACUUCGGGGCUGCUGGAGAUAAUUCCCGUAGUUUCCAGAACGCGGGCCCGGAUACCCGGUACAGACCACCGAGCUGCUCGCUCGCUUCUCCAGAUCCCCUGCCUUGUGCCAACAACGAGACCCUGGAUCUGAAGGGAUCCUCUACCCCGUCUGACCAGAGCACAGUCACAGGCAACAACCUAAAAAACAGCAGCAGUCUUACCAACAACAGUAGCACACAGUUUGCUGAAAUAGAAGAGACCAGCGUGUCCUCCGAGCCCGAGGAAAGCGCACACGCUGCCAACACCACUCCACGGACGCAGAAACAAGAAUCUAUCGCCUCAUCAACUACAACACCCAGCGAUGGGCAAACGCCUCAAAUAUUCCCUUGGAUGAGGAAACUGCACAUUAGCCAUGAUAUGACUGGACCGGAUGGAAAACGGGCCCGAACCGCGUACACCCGGUACCAGACCCUUGAGCUGGAGAAAGAGUUCCAUUUCAAUAGGUAUCUAACCCGGAGGAGGAGGAUAGAGAUAGCCCACGCGCUGUGCCUCUCGGAGAGGCAAAUUAAGAUUUGGUUCCAGAAUCGCAGGAUGAAAUGGAAGAAGGACAACAAACUGAAAAGCAUGAGUCUUGCUACUGCCGGUAGCGCUUUCCAGAACUGACAGUCGUAUUGUGGAGUUAAAAUCCCCAAUGAUAUUGCAGACUGCCCUGCACUCAUCGGCAUGUUGUGAUCAUUAGACGACAUACAAUUUCAAUGUGGUCCUGAUGAUGCACACAUAGUGUUGUCGUUAAGUAUUCUCAUCAUAGCUCUUAUGAUUUAAAAAUGAAGCCACAAUAGCAUAAAUAUUGUCAUAUAUAGUGCAAAUGUCAUGUGCCAGGUUUAUACUUUCGUGCAGUAAGCAUGUCCUAUGUGAGACCUUAAUUGUGUGUAACGUAUUCACAGUUUAUCAGUUGUACAGUGUACAGUCUUACAUCUCAUACUACUUUGCCGCUAAAGAAAUGAAUGAAAAUUAAGAUAACUUCUAUGAGCCGCCGCAAAGCUUACGUAGAAACUGCAGUAUGAUACAGUCUCGAUGUUUCUGUGAUGUUCAAUGCUUAUAUGAGCAUAUCAUUCAUUUCCUCAGUCAGAAAACGCCGUAUAGGUACAAGAUAUCUUCCCAUCAAAUACAUUUGUGUAGUAAAUAUUUUGCAAUGCAGUAAUGACCUUGGCCAAAUGUUUCCAUUAAGGAAUUAAAUGUGUUUCAAAGGUUUAUUGUGACCAAUAUGUUAUUUGUAGGCCUAUAGUGCGCAAAGUGAAUGGUGAAUGUUUUGUGAUGACAAAAGUCAUGUUUAAAAGUCUUUUUGGCGAUAGGGUCUUUGUAUUUGUAUCUUAAGAUUAGUUAAGCUAACUUAGUUUGGAAAAAAAUAA
This is a messenger RNA of Sardina pilchardus (European sardine), 1580 nucleotides long. It is a transcript of the gene hoxb5b, whose product is annotated as homeobox B5b. Gene Ontology annotation, cellular component: nucleus. The coding region runs from base 1 to 834 and encodes 277 amino acids. Gene Ontology annotation, biological process: anterior/posterior pattern specification; regulation of transcription by RNA polymerase II. Lineage: Eukaryota; Metazoa; Chordata; Actinopteri; Clupeiformes; Clupeidae. Gene Ontology annotation, molecular function: DNA-binding transcription factor activity, RNA polymerase II-specific; RNA polymerase II cis-regulatory region sequence-specific DNA binding. The transcript has 2 exons. The record is from RefSeq and is a predicted model, not a curated record.